AUGGCUUCAUUCUUUUCGUCGAACUACAGGCAAUAUAAGAAGGACACAGGCAAGGCGAGGAAAGAAGCCCAAAAAGCUGCUGCUGCUUCCGCGAAUACCCCUGCAGAUACCUAUCGCAUCAAUGUCGGCGAGUUUGUGCCCAUGGCAGAAGCCAUUGCGAAGAAAGUUCCCAAGGUCGAGGUCCCCGGAGCGCUCAGCAAACUGUUCGAUCGUGCCAUCCAGGCUCGAGAAAAAGCGGCAACUUGGUUCAAACAAUCGCAUAGCGACACGGUCCUAGACGAGAGCAAUCAGACCCAUGCUCACUUCGUCGACAUUCUUAGAAAUGCUGCUGAUAUCCUUCAGCCGCUGGUGAAGGAGUCGGUGCCUCGUGCUCAAAGAAAGGAGCCAAGUCAAAAGUCCGACGUUGAUUCCCUGCGAGAGAUGAAGAAUACUUUCUCCAGUCUCUCGGUGGACCCUGAGAAUGCUGCUGAAGAGGCUGAGCCUGAGGAUGAGCUUGAGGAGGAGCCUGCCCCCAGACCAGAUGACUCGAUAGAAUCGCUACCUCCUGUGAACCCUGUUGAAAUUCAGCAAGACGAGUCGGAAAUCGAAUCCGAGUUCUUCUUCGCUAUCCAGUCGUUCAUUACCAACAUGCAUGAGCUUCGCGACAUUGUUCAGGAAGUCUGGUUUUCAUACAAGGAUGGCAAAGUCGACUUGGUGAACGCUUCUCUCAUCGCGAACACAGCUAUCGACUUGGUGCGGCACGCUGAGUCUGAAUUUGAUCUAACGCUUGUACGCCCAAAGAAGUACCCCCAGAAGGAUUUCCCCGUAUGGGUCUACGCCGGCCUAAAAUACUACCUGGAUGCGGUUAGGACUUCGAAGAAGCCUAGAACGGAUAUUCCCAUCGUUUCGAAAUCUGCCUUUAAUCCAGUCGGUGGCGUCCACAAGGAUACCUACCGCACGCUUGAACUGGCGCGGAUGUUCCGACACACUACUUCGCGCCAUGACGAGACAAUCGCCAUGGACGAAGUAUCUCGCGGUAUGGCGCAUAUGUUCAAACAUCGCCAGAUCCCUAUUUGGACUACUUUUGGAAUACAGAUACUGCUCGACAUACAAGACAUUCUAACUAAAGACCAUCUGCACGAUCCGUUCGAUGAGCUGAAUGUGCGCGUAGAUCGGGAGGUGGCCAUGAAAGAGGCGCUGGAGCGUAGCUGGAUACAACCCUUCCCGACUGAAGGAUAUGCAGCGGAUAUUCGAAAGGACAUGGCCACGGACCUUACCUAUACCAAAGCAGUCGCGGAUGAUCCAUGCGAAACCCUGAAGCCCAAUCCGAUCCGAUGUGGACUUUUGAUGUACGACGCUUAUCUGCAACUCAACACCUCAGGUUAUCAGCUAGAACGCGCGUUGGGUCAGAUUUGCAUGAUGACACACUUAUACGUUGCUACCAAGCUAUUGCAUCCUGAAAGCCCUGUAUGGCCGGAUAUGGAAUACCUCAUCCACCAGCAAGACGAAACGAGGCUUUUCUUCGGUGGUGCCCCCCAGACUCUCGGUGAGUGCCUUCGCAAGGUCUAUCUAAUGGUAGGACGGACUGCAUCCGAUGCAGCCCGUGAGCCACGAGGAAAGAAGGCUUCCAAAACGCUGAAGGAAAUGCGGAAGCUAAGAGACGGCCGUUGGUUACAAGAACCCAGUAUCCUGGCUCCGAUCUUCCUGGAGCGAAGUUUUGGAUGGGCAACUACCGACGCAGCUGUUGACGAUAAAGUUAGACAACUCAAUAACACCCUUCGAUCGGAAACAGAGCUGGUCCGCCUAGCCAAAAAGUUUAACAGUUCGCGCGAUCAGGUAUGGUGGACACUAGCAAGCCGUCGCUGGCGCCCAUACAUUGAAGAGCACUCCGCAAACGACAACGGUCCUACCGCCCUCCUCCGCGACCUUAUUCUCUGGCUAGAAGGCGAUGCCAUGGACCUCUACUUCAGCUGGCAAGCUUUGCAAGACCAAUGCGCAAAAGUUUGGCACCACCUCGAACGCUCCCUCUCCACUGACCCCUCCUGGGACAACAAGUGGAGCCAAGAUCCGCGGAUGGGUAUCUAUAUUCUGGAAGGCGCCGCCGCCGACGAGGAGCACUGGGGCUGCAUAGCAAAAGACGACAAAGCGUUUGCAUCUCCUUUGCGAAAAGCACACGACGCCAUCCAAAAAGUCAUCAUGGAAGUCCAGCCAGAACCCCAAACCGCCCUCGGUAUAUUCGACAAAGACCCCAGAAUGCUUGAUGACUGCGUAACUCACGGCGGCGAAGUCUGCCUCGCCCGCCUCGCCAAAGAAAACAAAACCUUCGUCACCUCCGUCUUCGGCGGCCAAGACCACCUUCUUUUCCUCGACUUCUACAAAAACUGGCCCGAACUGGCCAAGGAGAAAUUCGUAUACUCGAACGUCGUCCAAAGCGUUGCCAAUGCCGGCCGUGAUUUGAAUGAAGCGAAGGAAGCAGAGAUAAAGAAGAAGACGGAAAGCAUGACGCGCUUCUACGAUCCUGAGGAUGAUAAGUAUUAUCGCAUUCAGGAUCACACUUUGGUAUCGGAUGACGAGGACGAUGAUCCUUGUGCUGAUUGUCCGAGGUGUAAGAGGAGGAAGUUUUUGGGGCAUCGGUACCCGACCUAUGCGGGGCCGCAUCAUGGGGAGGUGGAUCGGGAGUUGUGGGAUGAGGAUAGUGAGCGGUUCACGGAUAGUGAGGAGGAUGGGGCGUAG
Molecule: messenger RNA, 2712 nt
Organism: Alternaria ventricosa
Lineage: Eukaryota; Fungi; Ascomycota; Dothideomycetes; Pleosporales; Pleosporaceae
Exons: 5
Coding region: 1-2712 (903 amino acids)
Source: RefSeq, a predicted model, not a curated record